AUGGGAAAUUCUCGGAAGCCAUGGAUUGUCCAGCAAGAAGAGAGAUGGCGGCCCGGGGGAUUUUAUCAUAUUUCAGGGGGUGAAGACACCCGCAAGACUUUUACUGACACUCUUUAUGCAGCUUUGGUAGGUGCAGGGUGGCGUACGUUUAAGCAUGAUAAUGAGAUUGAGAGAGGGGAAAAUAUUAAGACAGAACUAGAGAAUGCAAUUAGAAAUUCGAGGAGUUCAAUAAUUAUCAUCUCGAAGAACUAUGCUACUUCAACAUGGUGCCUUGAUGAACUUGUCAAAAUCCUUGAACAUAAGAGGACAAAAGGGCAUGCAGUUCUUCCUGUCUUCUAUCAUGUGGAUCCUUCUGAAGUUAGAGAUCAGAAAAAGAGUUUUGCAGAAGCAUUUGCGAGUUAUGAGAGGCAAAUUAAAGCUGAAAGUGAUGAAGGAAAGAGGGAGUUGAUAGAUAAGGUCCGAAAAUGGAGAGCAGCUCUUGGAGAGGUGGCAGAUUCGGGUGGUGUUCUAGUGAACAAUCAAGAGUAUAAGAAGGAAUCAGAGUUCAUUGAAGAAAUUCUUCAACUCAUUGAGGAUAAGCUGAACCGGACAAUAUCGAGUGUUGCACCUUACCUGGUUGGGAUCAGUUCACGGGUCGAAAAUAUCAUUUCAUGGUUGCUAGACGGAUCACAUGAUGAUAAUGUUAUUGCAAUUUGUGGGAUGAGUGGAAUUGGGAAGACAACUGUUGCCAAAUAUGUUUUCACUACAAACUGUAGAAGAUUUGAAGGUAGUAGUUUUCUUGAAAAUAUCCAAGAUAUUUCUCAGCAACCUGAUGGCUUAAUUCGCUUACAAAAGCAGCUCCUUUAUGAUUUAACUGGGAAAAAGAGUAAAAUACAAGAUACUGAUGAAGGCAUCAUCAAGAUUAGAGAUGCUAUAUGUUCUAGGAGAGUUCUAGUCAUAUUGGAUGACAUUGAUCAACAAGAACAACUUCACGCUAUAAUUGGAAUGAAAAAUUGGUUCUGUCCAGGAAGUAAAAUAAUCAUAACAACUAAGAAUUCAUGUUUGCUGAAGAUUCAAGAAAUUCAAAAAGUCCAUAAAGUCAGGGAAAUGGGUAAUGAUGAAUCACUGGAGCUUUUCAGUUGGCAUUCCUUUGGGGAGGACCACCCAGGUGAUGACUACAUGGAACUAUCAAAAAGGGUGGUAAAGCAUUGUGGAGGGCUUCCUCUGGCACUUCAAGUAUUGGGUUCUUCUCUUCGUGGGAAAAAUAUCGAUGUAUGGAAGAGUGCAUUAGACAAGUUGGAAACAAUUCCUGCAAGCCAGAUCAUUAAAAAACUAAAAUUUGGGUAUGACUCAUUAAAAGAUGAUCAUGAUAAGAAUUUGUUCCUUGACAUUGCCUGCUUCUUCGCAAGAAAGGAUAAAGAUUAUGUUAUUGCUGUGCUAGAGGAAUCUUAUAUUUAUACAAAAAUUGGGAUUCAGAAUCUCAUAGAUAGAUUCCUUUUGAUGAUUGAGGGUAACAAGUUGAUAAUGCAUCAAAUGCUUCGGGACAUGGGCAGAGAAAUAGUCCGUCAAGAAUCAUCUAAGAAGCCUGGGAGGCGUACCCGGUUGUGGCACUACAAGGAUUCAUUUAAUGUAUUGAGAGAAAACAUGGGCUCAGAGACUAUUGAAGGUCUUUUCUUUGACAUGAAUAUGGUAAAGGAAGGCGAAUCCUUCAUGGGAAGUUCUAGCAGUGGAAGAAAGUGGCUGUUUACAGAAGUUAAGAGUUAUCGGUUCGGUUUCUCCAGGCAUCCCAACAAAUUUUCUUCAAAAUCCUUAAAUGAGCUUGAAUUGGGAACGAAUCUCUUUACUGUUAUGAAUAAGCUAAGACUGCUUCAGAUAAAUUAUACCCAUCUAAAUGGUGCUUAUAAAGAUUUUCCCAAGAACCUGAGGUGGCUAUAUUGGAGAGGUUUUCCUUUGAAGUGUGUGCCAAAUGAUUUUCCAUUGGAGAGCUUGUCUGUUCUUGACAUGCGGAACAGCUGUUUGGAAAGACUGUGGGAAGGAAGAAGAGUGCUUCCAUUGGUAAAAAUUCUCAACCUCAGCCACUCUCAUUCUCUUUUCAGAACUCCUGAUUUUUCAGGACUCCCAAUGCUGGAAAAGCUUGUUCUCAAAGAGUGUGUCAAUCUAAUUGAGGUUCAUGAAUCCAUUGGAACCUUAGAGGCUCGGCUCAUUUUCUUAAAUAUCAAAAACUGCAAAAGACUUCAGAAGCUACCCAGAGAGAUUUGCAAGCUAAAAGUUCUUAAAACCUUCAUAAUAUCUGGUUGCUCAAAUCUUGUAGAAUUGCCAAGAGACUUGUGGAGGAUGCAAUCCUUGGAAGUAUUUCUCGCCAAUGAAAUCCCAAUGAGUCAAUUACCCUCUAAGAGAAAACAGAACCCAAUAUGGCAUGUAUUUAUCCGGUCUUGGGUUCCGAAGCCGAAAAAAGUUCUUGAGCUUUCAUGGGUUUCUUUACCAAAGUCAUUGGUUAAAUUAAGUCUAUCUGAGUGCAACUUAUCUGAAGUUGCUUUUCCGAGGGACUUCAGUAAUUUAAUGUUGUUGCAGAACCUAGACCUCAGUAAAAAUCCAAUCAGUUGUCUUCCAGAUUGCAUCAGAACUCUUUCCAGGCUCAACAAUCUUGAAUUAUAUUCUUGCACAAUGCUUAAAUUUCUCAUAGACCUGCCUCGCAUCCACAGAUUGGGGGUGGGAAACUGCACUUCCCUAGAAAGAGUUACAUAUCUAUCAGUAGGGUGCCGUGCAAAAGUUCACCAAAUAAGUGGCUGUAAAGAACUCACUGAUAUGGAGGGAAGCUAUAAGUUGGAAUCCAUGGGAGGAGUUGAGAAAACAAUGAAGUCGUUGGAAUUAAGCAUGUGGGAUUCUGUCAGAAGCUUUGAAGUGAAACUGUUUAACAAUUCAACUCAUACAGAAAGUAGAGGACCAGUAAAGGUAUUUUCUCCUCUUCCAUUCCCCCUUCCCACCCCCAAAGAAGGGGUUGACGGAUCUACUUUCAUUUGUGUGGUCAAACUUCUUCAUGUAACAGCUGUACCUGUAUUGCUUGAAAAAGGAAUGAUCAGCAUAUAUCUUCCAGGGAGCAUGGUUCCUGAUUGGUUUUGUUACAAGAGUGCUGGAUCAACUCUAUCUUUCACCGUCCCUUCAUCUCCUGAUCUCAAGAUCCAGGGCAUAACUGUGUGCUCAGUGUACACAAUUGACUGGAAAGUCUUGAUUAAGGGUGCCGAAUUUUAUUUGAUAAUCCAUAAUGAGCAGAAGAAUGUGAAACUGAUUUAUUGCCCAAUUUGCUAUGGCCUUCCUGAAGGCCAAAAUGAAAUGUUAUGGUUCACUCAUUGGAAGUUUCUGAGUCAGCUGGAUGCUGGUGACACCUUGAAUGUCACAGUUUUUACUAUGGUUGGUUUUAUCAUCAAGGAAAUUGGUAUUCACUUGAUGCAUGGUGAACAAGUAGACAUGAUUUUUAACUCAAACAGUCAAGAAAUGCAGCGAGAUUAUCCUUAUCAGGGGAGGAUGCCUACGAAACGUCAAGGGCUUGUAGAUUUAUACUGCUAUGGCUAUAUGGGGGCUGGAUUGGACUACAUUUUGCCCUACAUACCAUGA
Molecule: messenger RNA, 3591 nt
Organism: Solanum verrucosum
Lineage: Eukaryota; Viridiplantae; Streptophyta; Magnoliopsida; Solanales; Solanaceae
Product: disease resistance protein RPV1-like
Exons: 7
Coding region: 1-3591 (1196 amino acids)
Biological process (GO): signal transduction; defense response
Molecular function (GO): protein binding; ADP binding
Source: RefSeq, a predicted model, not a curated record